Messenger RNA from Dermacentor silvarum, 1461 nucleotides. RefSeq names its product phospholipid scramblase 1-like. Gene Ontology annotation, biological process: plasma membrane phospholipid scrambling. The record is from RefSeq and is a predicted model, not a curated record. Lineage: Eukaryota; Metazoa; Arthropoda; Arachnida; Ixodida; Ixodidae. Gene Ontology annotation, molecular function: phospholipid scramblase activity. Gene Ontology annotation, cellular component: plasma membrane. The transcript is spliced from 6 exons. The coding region runs from base 916 to 1461 and encodes 181 amino acids.
CAGAUGCCAAGAAUAGCCAGGUUGACGUCAAAGAGGUUCAGCCACAAAUUGAAAGUGACGGAAAUUGGCGCGAAAGUGGUUCGUCGAAGAGCGGCACACACCCAAUGGCCCAGGUUGCUGUGAAAGAGGUUAGAUAGAAGCAAACAUACAUACUGCAAACUGGGUGACGUUCCCAAAGAACGCUAAAUGCAUUAAAACGCCUAUCAUACGUUUCGAGGAUCCUCCAACCUCGGGUAAACGGGCCUCAUAUUUAGUUUUGGUUGGUUUCUCAACUAAUGACGCAUACGCGUCACUAUGGCGCAUUUGCCAAGAGUCUGAUGGAAUGAGAAAAAUGCAUAUCGUUCUGACUACAAGGCAGGAAAACAUUUGAGGAUGAAUUAAGAAAUUUGAAAAUAACAUAAUGUACUAAAGUUUAGCUAGAAAAGCGCCUGUAGAAAUAUUGAAAUGGCUAGCGCCUCUGUGACAAUGUGCAAUGACCCAACACUUGUGCUUCCAAGUAAUGGCGCUUAGCCACUACGGGGGAUUGGCCGAGAUAAAUGUGAUCUUAAGACGCUUACGUAAAAACAGAAACACAUAUACCUGCUCACAAAACACUUCACCCGCUUCAUUCCCUGUUGACAAUAUAUAAAAUGGGCACCGAACUGCACCAGUAAAUACUUUUGAAUAAAAACAAUCGGAUUGAGUUGCGCCAUUUUACUGAGAAGAUUUUUAUCAUCUUAGUCGUCUCGGAAAGCGCGAGGCCCACCACUUAAGGCACGGUUGUGUCAUUAGACGACGAAGCCGACGAGGUGCCGCUGGUCGCAAGCAACAGCAUGAUUUUGGACUGGCCGCCGGACCUGAGUUGGUUGAGAGGAUACCGAACCACGCCAGAGAAAGUGAGCGCGGCACGGCCACGCCGACAGUCUUGACGCCACCAUGUCGGUGGUCAUCACUGAACAACCCAUAACUCCCUCGGCACCUUCAGUAUGUCCACCUGGUCUUGAAUACUUAACAACCGUUGACCAGCUAAUAAUUCAACAACAAAGCGACAUCUUCCAAAAUUUCACCGGGUACGAGAAAUGCAACAAGUACGUGGCCAAGAACGUGCUGGGACAGUUCGUGUACCUGUUUACCGAAGACAGCGGGUGCUGCAAACGAUGGUUAUGUUGCACGCGGCGCUGCUUUGAGAUGAGAGUGAUGGACUACCGCAACGUCGAGGUGAUGCGCUUUCUUCGACCGCUGAGGAGCGACUGCUGCUGCUGCUUCUGCUGCUUACAGUACAUCGAGGUGCAGGCACCGCCCACGGUCACCAUAGCGUACCUCUACCAGGACUGGUCGCCCUUUUUCCCCUCGUACACGGUCUACGAUCGCCAGUGCAAUCCUAUGAUCUCCGUCUCAGGCCCGUUCUGCACGCAGACGUUCUUCUACUGCUUGGAGGCCAAGUUCGAGCUGGUGUCGAAAGCUUCCUCUGUGGCUCCUUGA